Syzygium oleosum is the source of this 1945-nucleotide messenger RNA. Its product is annotated as protein TRIGALACTOSYLDIACYLGLYCEROL 3, chloroplastic. Gene Ontology annotation, molecular function: ATP hydrolysis activity; ATP binding. The transcript has 10 exons. Lineage: Eukaryota; Viridiplantae; Streptophyta; Magnoliopsida; Myrtales; Myrtaceae. The record is from RefSeq and is a predicted model, not a curated record. The coding region runs from base 577 to 1617 and encodes 346 amino acids.
AACUGGGACUUUUAAUCGAUUGCCCCAUGCAUUUCCAUUCCUUCACGUUGUAAACGAGCCGGAAGACGAAACCCACCAGUAAUUUCGUGCUUCGGUUCUUGCUCGACAACUUCCUGGAAUUUCAAUCUCGUUCUCUUCUUGAAUCCAGCGGUGGGUCUGUUUCUUUUGUGCAGCUUUUCUUUUUCUGGGUGCAGAUUUUCCCUUUUCCUUCUUCCUUCCCCUCGUUUCCCAACAUUCAUUGGUCGAUUUUGGCGAGUCCAAGUUUUGCUGAUUUUACCUUAGAUGCGAAUUCUUUGCUGGGUCUUGACUCUCCGCCAUAAGCAUAUUCCGGGUCAUCGUCAAAAUCCCAAAUUUCUUUUCCUUCUGCCUGAUUCCUGAAUUCGGUCGAGAACCAUGAUUUCCAUGUCGGGUCGAUAAUUCAUUGGUCGAUUUUGGCGAGUCCAAAUUUUGCUGAUUUCAACUUAGAUGCGAAUUCUUUGCUGGUUCUUGACUCUCCGCCAUAAGCAUAUUCCGGGGCAUCGUCAAAAUCCCCAAUUUCUUUUCCUUCUGCCUGAUUCCUGAAUUCGGUCGAGAACCAUGAUUUCCAUGUCGGGUUCUCUGUUGCUGCCUCCUAGUUUGUCCGGUAAUUCUCCUCGACGUGUUGGGUUUUCCGUUCGGAGGAAAAGUGCUCUGGAAUCGCGUGGCGGCGAGCAGAGGAAUGUGGUUUGUGGGUGUAUGGCCCCUCCGACGAACCUGAGGAGCGAUGGAUUUUCGGCAACCAGAUACAAUGAUCCAUCCAAAGUGGGGAAAUUGGGCAUAGUCCGGGAGCAGGAGGGUGAUUCAGAUGUCCUCAUUGAGUGUAGAGAUGUGCACAAGUCGUUUGGUGAGAAGCAUAUAUUAAGGGGUGUGAGCUUUAAGAUUAGACAUGGCGAAGCUAUUGGAAUAAUUGGUCCUUCUGGCACUGGGAAAUCUACGGUUUUGAAGAUUAUUGCAGGACUGCUUGCCCCAGACAAGGGAGAAGUUUUCAUUCGAGGUAGGAAGCGAGUCGGUCUCAUCAGUGACGAGGAGAUAUCUGGUCUGCGAAUAGGAUUGGUAUUUCAAAGUGCUGCACUUUUUGAUUCCCUCACCGUUCGGGAAAAUGUUGGUUUUCUCUUAUAUGAAAAUUCCAACAUGCAUGAAGAUAAAAUCUCCGAGCUUGUGACAGAGACCUUGGCUGCUGUUGGAUUGAAGGGAGUUGAGGAUCGAUUACCCUCUGAAUUGUCUGGAGGGAUGAAGAAACGUGUUGCUUUAGCUCGGUCUAUUAUUUUUGAUACCACAAGGGAUUCAAUAGAGCCAGAGGUACUCUUGUACGAUGAACCAACAGCUGGGCUUGACCCUAUUGCAUCCACUGUGGUUGAAGAUCUUAUCCGAUCUGUGCAUUGGAAAGGUGAAGAUGCACUUGGAAAGCCUGGGAAGAUAUCGUCAUAUGUGGUUGUCACUCAUCAGCACAGCACCAUCCAAAGAGCUGUCGACAGGUUGAUAUUUCUUUAUGAGGGAAAGAUAGUUUGGGAAGGAAUGACUCAUGAGUUUACGUCGUCGGCAAAUCCGAUUGUCCGGCAGUUUGCUUCAGGAAGCUUGGACGGUCCAAUUAAAUACUAGCGCUUGAUGUAUACGAAAAGUAGUCAUGGUCUUGAGAUUUUCUCAAGAGGCGAGUCAAGCGGAUAGCGGACUGGUCGGGCCACCUGAUGUGCUUGCACGUUCAACACGAUUAACUUACAUCAUAGGGGCUAACAGAAGUUGCAUUGCGUUGUGGACACGACCGAGAUGGGUUGAGAUAAGUUAUACCUUCACCACAGAGGCAUCAGGUUGGUUGUUUGUAUGAUAAUUCGAUUUCUAAUAGCAGAAUCGAGAUCGUCGUGUUGAAUUUUUUAUUUCAAAUGUUUUGGCUAUUAAGAUUUGACUCCAGAAGUAGCAUUUUUGGACUGAA